UUUCAGAAUCCCAUUUAUUAAUUAUAAUGGAAAAAGAGGCGAGAGACUGAGUAACUUGAACUAAUAUGAAAAUACAAAACCGGACCGAGACAAGCACGAUUUCUGAGGCUUGUCUGAGGCAGACAGCAGGAUGACAGGGAACGCGUCUCCGGAAGACAGCUGCGUUGCCACGGCAACGAGUAAACUCACGACCGAAGAGGACAUGGCGUCGCUGCUGAAUGUAAAAAGUCAAGCUGAGGAGUUCCAAGGGGAAUACUUCUCCAGAAACAGCCGAGCCGAGGAGAGCAGGCGGACGGAGAACCGGGCGGCCACCCGGAUUCAGAGCUGGUUCAGAACAUGCAAAGUGCAGGCUUACCUCAGCCAUCUGCACAAGAAAGCAAUCAUUAUACAGAAGACAUGGCGCGGCUUCACAGCAAGGGCACGUUUCAGACAAAUGGUGAAGGCGGCAUAUUUUAUCAUGAAGAUGAAUUUGUACGAGGAGAUGGCGGUCAGGAUCCAGCGGAGAUGGAGAGGAUUCUUUGUGAGGAAAUAUGUCCAUAACUUCUAUGCACGCAAGAGAUACCUGGAAGGACUUUCCAUAAAAAAUGAACUUGUCAGGCGGGAGCUGGAUGAACUUGAGGCUCUCCAGAAAAGAGAGAGAGACUGCCUGGACGUCAUAAAAGAGCAGACGGGCAAAGUUUACGAAACUCACCGGUUACAUCACCUCCUUAGUACAAAGCAGUGCCCAGGGGUCUUCAACUCUCCAUUCAGGCCAGUCCCCCAUGAGACAGAGCUGCUGUUGAGGCAGGUCAAGUACCAGGUCCCCACCAGACCUGCUACCAGGGGCAGGGCUUGUCUCUCGGGCACGUCUGACUCAACAGCUCCGAGUUUUCCUGGGAGUCUUGGAUCCCCAUGGAUCAAAACCACCACAACCUCCUCCUCCAGGCCCAUACUGCCCCCCAUUGCCAGCAAGAAACAGCAGGGUCUUUUCAGGCAGCCAGGGGAAGUGUGGGAGCAGUGUGUACAAUGUCCUGACCUGACCCUGCGUCUGCAGACUUCUUACACACACCUGGAGGAGGCCCAGAAUAAGCUACAACGAUACAAGUCCACAAGACUCCACGGGGGCACACUAGGAAAAGGAAAUAUGUCUCAAUCUCUGAGCCACAGCAGCAAUUCCUUUAGGCAUCCACCCUCCACCAAGAGCUUCAGAUAGUAGAUUACACAUGGAUUCCAAAAUGAGUCCAUAGCUCUCUGGCUUGACCAUCACAGCUCUUGGCAGUAUGUACACAGCAUUCCCAGUACUAACCAAGCCCUUUAUUUAGCUUAGCCAUCUGUGUCACAGUAAGAAAGCAUAUUAAUGCAAAUGUGGCCCAGCCUGUCAGGACACACACAUCCACACAUGAUCACAUUACAGUCGCCACCCUUCCGGAAACCCAGUGGGCCCCAAGAUUGUUGUCAAUUAAAGCAGAAAUUAUAUUAUUGGUAAAUUUAUGAAGAAACUAAAAAUUUGAGAACAUUUUUGAAAUUGUCUGAUUUAAAUCACACAUUUAUGAAAUUGUGGGCAUUAGAAACUUAAACGCACUAAAUAGCGAGUUGGUUACAUCUACAGGCAAUUCAAAUGGGAUAUGUAUUUUUCUCUGAGUAACAUUCUGAGUGUAUUUCCUGGAGCUCCCAGAUCACCUCGUGUUUGCCUGCUUGUCUGCUCCAGUCUCUACCUGCCACACUCGCCACACAAUGCACCUUUCCAUGACCUGCUCAUGUCCUACGGUCUCCAGGUUAACUGAACCCCCGUUUAGAGUUCUGUUCCUAUCUUUAUUCAACAGUGUGUUCUUUCAUUUUCAAGCAUUAUUUAUCAAUUUUACACAUUGACAUUUUGUAAUUUCCCUCAAAACCCUGCCUCUCUCUCAAGUAGUCCUUCCUCAAGCACAGAUGUGCUCAAAACGGUUUCCCUGCACCGAUAUACUAUAGUUUGCCCAAAUGUCCUUUGCUUCAGUUGGGGUCCUUCUCCUUUCACUCAGGCUGCUUAUAUGGACUGGCUAAACUUCUGCUCUCAGAUUUCUACUCUCCUCUUGGAAUUUGAAUAAGAUCUCCCUGUCAGAAUUCCCCAAACAACAGAUAUGACGUUGACCAAUAAAAAUCAUCACUGCCUCAGUGCAGCCCAGCCUUCUUUGGCUCUGUCCUGCAAAUAGCAUUCUCUCUUUGCCCUCAGCCUUUGCCUGCCAGAUCCUUCAUCUCCCCAAUGAAUCUUUAUCACUUGUACCUGUGUUAGGUUUAUCCAUUAAACCAUAAAAAAUAAAGAAUUUCUUUAUUGAUAAAUCCGAUUACAAAGUAUGCUUAUUUGAUUAGGUAAUCUACUGUAGGUGGUUUGUGGCAUAAACAAACAUCAUUUCAGAGUCUUUUAUUGAACAUUUACAACUUUUUUCUCAUAGUAUUCCUUUAUGGCUUCUUAAUAUCCUUUUCUUUACCUUCAAUGGGCCUCUUAAAGUAGGAAAGUUUCAUGCUCCCAGAACUGUAAUGUUCAUUGUAGGAGAAAAUACUCAAAUGUUUCUAAGCUUUUGCACCAAAAAUGACUAAUUACAAAUGCAGAUUUGGGAAAGCCCUCUCUGUACAUGCAAAUUUUGUGGUUGUGUUAUUAGCUAUGUCACCAGCGGUACUGCCUGUAACCAUAGAGGAUAGCUAAUUAGGAGGCUACGUGCUAAUCAAGUACACUACAGUGAGUGGUCACGUCUGUGUCUGUCGGUGCUCCAAGCCUUUCCUUCCCCUCGCAUUAGACUGACACCUGUCACAACUUUCAAAAGCUAGCAUCUGAGCAGAACCAUCACACACACUCAUACACACCAGAACACGUUUGUACGGGCAUCCCUGCUUUCCUGAACACAUGCACAUACACAUAUACAAUGUAUACCCAUGAAAACAUGCAUAUAUACAGACUCCUGCUGAUCGCCUAGCCGCAUAUACUCUUUAAUGUUGCCCCAGGAUUGUCCUUGUUGCCUCCUCCCGCUACAACACCCACUCAAACACACACCCCCUCUCACACCAUAGUCUCCUCCCAGCUACUCUGGUGUGGCUUUAUGAUUAUCAUUAUUGUGUUGUGGGUACAAAGCUUCAGGCAACAGGGACAGAAAAAGUGUGUCUAGAUACACACACACACACACACACACACACACACACUGGCUCACUAUUAAUGGCCUCAGCCGUAAUGUAUCACAAUGAUGCAUACGACUGAGGGAUCUUUUUAAUGGGAACAGUAUUCAUUAGCGUUUAAUACCUAAACUGAAAUAGGCCACAAGAAGAGACAAUGGAACUAGGUGGGGCAGGGGCAGCAAAUGUGUGAACCCCUAUGUGUCCAACGUUUAUCUGUGUGUCUGUGUACGUAUUUCAUAUGUUAUCAUGUUCUUCCAUUUAUCCAGCUCUGCUGCAUUAGUGUCUAGGUAACUGCAGUGAGAGAAAAAGAACACUAAUUCUCAAUAACCAUUUUAUGGCAUGUGUAAAACUCUGCAGCCCCUUCAUUUGCACAGCCGUAAAACAUUCCCCCUGCCACACUACUUCCUACUCAGGACCUCAGAUUUAUCAAUUAACACAACACUUUGCUUCCAUUACGGAGGCCUGCAUACAGAGUAACGAUGAGAGGCGAGUGCACACACAUGAUAUUAAAUGGACAGUCUCAAUUAAAUGAUUAGCAGUCAUAUUUUGGUAUGACUUAAGAGAAUGAAUGACAUUAAACUAUAAUAUUUAUGUCCAUGCUGUUGGACCCGACUUGACCAGAUUAACUUGGGUCACUUCCGACCAGUUUUUUCUUCCUUAAUUGUAUGAAUUUGUGUCAAACACCUGUUUAAAACUAAUACAUUAAAGUGAUGAUGGCAAAUUAUCUUUGAAAAUAUUCAAAAUCCCGCCUUGUGUAGGAUUCAGUAGAAUGUCUAGAUAUAGUAUUUUAGGCCUUCAUGUAACCUUUAGGCCUAAUUCAAGGCCUUCCCAACUCAAAUUAUUAGAUGGAAAACAAAUAAACUAGCAAACGAAACAAAAAAAAUUGAGAAUGGAUUAAGUAUUAUUACACAUGUGAACCUUAAAUCAUUUCCAAGUAAUCACAUUAUCUUUUAGUAACUCUAAUUGGCAUUAGAGUUGCUCUGAACAUUACAAAUACAACUAAGAGGUAGAGUUAGACAAAUAAAAUCUCUAGAAAUUUCCCAAGCAAUUUAAUAAUUGUUUAUUUAUAGCAAGGAGUACGGAAUUAUUAAAAUUCAGCUUGGAAUUAUCUAGUUUAGAUUUACUGUACUAAAGAGUGAGCAGUACAUGACAAUUUUAAUGAUGAAAAUACAGUAUUGUAUGUUGAAAUGUGAUCAUCUUAACACAUGUACUUAGACAACACAACCACUAUCAGUGCAAUAUGUUGCAUUAAAAUAGAGACUUAGUAUUUCAGUCUAGCAAGUUAUUUCUAUCAGUCUCAACGCAUCUCUCUCAAAAAAAUAUUGAAAGGUUAAAAAAAUUACAGAAAAUAUGUAUACUACAGGAAACACAACAAUAAGCCAAGACAAAAAAACUUCGGAUACAUUUAUAAAAUUCUUUGUUGUCAUGGUGAUUCUGACGCGAUGUCAAGAUAUAGCUAUUUAGAUAGUUCCCUCUCUGUGUGUACGUGGAUGUACAAGAAAGCAGGCAGACAAGCAGAAUAAGGAUGUCUUUGCUUUAUUGGACCGCCUGUCCCUGUGCCGAUAUGCUCCACUGAACCAUACUGUAUGUAGUGUGGUAUAAUCACCGCCUAUCUCUAUCUCCUGCCAUCACUCUUUCUUUCCCUCGCUGUCUUGUUUAUUUGCACACUUGUUCUCUUUUUCUCAGCCUUCAUCCGCAGUACCUAGCUCCAACUUUUUUCAGCCCCUCUGACCCCCACCCUCUUUCUCUUAAACUAGGUGUUUUGAGUUUGUGUGUGUGUGCACGCAUGCUAUCAAAUAGCUGAGUGCACAAUACUCAUACACAGACACACAGGCUUACUUGAGAAACAUGACAGCCCUCUCAUACAGCAGUAUGUUUGUGAUUGAAGUCAACACUAGCUGUGAAAUGCAAAUGGAUGUGUUGAAGCUCUGGUGCAAACAGAUGCAGAGGAUACAGCAGACAGGAUACAUAGACUUACACGUAUGUACUGCCAUCAAAAAAGGGAAAUAAUACAUUCUUCCAAUAGGAUGUAGAUGUGUUUUGAUACUCGCGUUGCCUGUGUUGUGUUCACUCUUCGGUUUGUCCUGAGAAAUCAUUGCACGUUGUUUCACCUAUUAGUAAUUUCAUAAUUAUUUAAAAUUUUAUUCCCACUCAUUAUUUUAUCCGUCAACCGUAUCUAUCUAUUUUGAACCAAUUUGUGGGGAC
Scophthalmus maximus (turbot) is the source of this 5328-nucleotide messenger RNA. It is a transcript of the gene spata17, whose product is annotated as spermatogenesis associated 17. The record is from RefSeq and is a predicted model, not a curated record. Gene Ontology annotation, molecular function: protein binding. Gene Ontology annotation, biological process: mitotic cell cycle; establishment of meiotic spindle localization; spindle organization. NCBI's taxonomy places the organism in Eukaryota, Metazoa, Chordata, Actinopteri, Pleuronectiformes, Scophthalmidae. Gene Ontology annotation, cellular component: spindle pole. The coding region runs from base 131 to 1192 and encodes 353 amino acids. The transcript is spliced from 11 exons.